Mucor mucedo is the source of this 729-nucleotide messenger RNA. RefSeq lists its product as uncharacterized. NCBI's taxonomy places the organism in Eukaryota, Fungi, Mucoromycota, Mucoromycetes, Mucorales, Mucoraceae. The record is from RefSeq and is a predicted model, not a curated record. The transcript has 7 exons. Bases 169 to 420 code for a protein of 83 amino acids.
AAAUGAUCAUAAUAUCAUAAAAAAACAAAAAUGCUUCAAAAACAUCUCUGGAACGGUCAAUAUGUAGUUUAGAUGUUAUAAAAAUUAUCUCGAAGUUAAAAUUAGAUUGGUAUAUGCCAAAAAUUUGAUGUGAUAUUGAUCCGAAUUUGAUGGCUUACCGUAUACAAAAUGAUUUUUUGCGCCUGUGAAGCAAAUGAAGAUGUUGCGCCUGGAAAAAACUUGCGAAUGACAAGGGGUUCAAAAUAUACCAGUAAUCAACAAGAUCCCGAUAGUUCAGACUCUAUCAAUGACGCUUUCGAAGAUAUGGGUCGCUAUGAGUCCCCCAUCAUAGCAGACGUACUCCUUCAAAUAACAAUGGUAAGGGUAUGUAGCCCCUUCAAAAUAACGGAAGGUGUGAACAAGUAUGUUCGAAUUGGAUAAAAAUUUAGCCUAUUUUCGUUAUUUUGAUCAAACUAAAGCACGUCUGUAUAAUAUAACCAUUUUCCAUGGAUAAUGGUUCUCAUCAAUAGACGGUUCUAUCUUUACAGACUAUUUAUUCUGUGUACCUUUCACUCAAACGAGGACAUUUUAGGAACACCAGCGGUCAAAUAAUUAUCGACAUCAGAACUUAAGGCUGAGUGUUAAGAGUGUCAAAGAUAAGCUAAAGUAACAUCCAAGCAUUAUAAUGGUAUAUCUUAUUGCCAUGUAUACAACCACAAACCUAAAAAAAAAGGUUAAAGUUAUAUCAAA